Messenger RNA from Dicrocoelium dendriticum, 977 nucleotides. The record is from the annotation of a GenBank genome assembly. NCBI's taxonomy places the organism in Eukaryota, Metazoa, Platyhelminthes, Trematoda, Plagiorchiida, Dicrocoeliidae.
AGGCCGAUAAAAUGAUUGAUAUGGGCUUUGAACCAGAAGUGAACAACAUCCUCAGCUAUCUACCGGUAACAAAUGAGAAACCAGACACCGAAGAUGCUGAGGAUGAUUCCAAGCUGCUCUCUAACUUUGCAACGAAACACAAAUAUCGUCAGACAGUCAUGUUCACAGCCACUAUGCCGCCUGCAGUGGAACGGAUGGCGAGGUCAUAUCUCCGACGACCUGCAGUUGUCUACAUCGGAAGCGCGGGCAAACCGACUGAACGAGUGGAACAAAUCGUUUAUAUGGUCUCGGAACAAGAAAAGCGGAAGCGACUGUUACAGAUUCUAAAUAAAGGUAUCGAUCCUCCAGUUAUCAUAUUCGUCAACCAGAAGAAAGGUGCAGAUAUGUUGGCUAAGGGUCUAGAGAAGCUUGGUCACAGCGCAGUUGUAUUGCACGGAGGCAAGGGUCAAGAACAGCGUGAAUACGCAUUAGCCAGCUUAAAAUCUGGCCAGAAGGAGAUCCUCGUCGCCACCGAUGUAGCUGGUCGUGGUAUUGAUAUCAAGGAUGUAUCUCUUGUAAUCAACUACGAUAUGUCGAAAACUAUUGACGAUUACGUACAUCGAAUCGGUCGAACUGGUCGCGCUGGCAAAUCUGGUACGGCGAUCACACUGCUCACGAAGGAGGAUACCCCGGUGUAUUAUGAUUUGAAGCAACUGCUGUUGCAAUCCCCCGUCUCAACAUGCCCGCACGAACUUGCCAAUCAUCCAGAUGCCCAAGCGAAACCGGGCGUGUUGGCCGCCAAAAAGCGUCGUGCCGAUGAGACUGUUUAUAUAGCGUGAGACUCAAACCACGCAUCUUAUUUUGUGGAGCGAAUUCCUCUUUCCUUGACCCCAUUGUACAGUCUUGUUAUAAUUUGCAAUGUACCUUGGAAAAAUCUGCUUUUCAUUGUUUUCCCAGGUAUGGUUGUGGCACGCACUUUGCUGACUGCUGCUCACCAG